AUGUUUUUGAUUUAUACAGCGUUUGCUACUGCUGUUGGUAAUAUGCCAAUAUUAUCAACAACAUGUGGCGAAGGUAAAAUUUAUGAUCCUUUCAAUUAUAGCUGCGAAGAUUGCCCUUCUGGCUCAUCAUAUAAUUCAACUACACAAACAUGCGAAUAUUCCAGUUGUGAAGACGGAUAUGAUCGUUAUGAAUCUGCCUGCAUCAAAACAGACACAUAUGAACGCAUAUAUACAACAAUUGCGAACCAAGAAACUGAUUUAUUGACAUUUACUAAUCCAAAAACAACAGACACAUCAACAACAGUUCUAAAUCUCCAAUACUCAGAUGAAACAUUCAAAAAAAUACUCUAUUAUGGUGUAAUUGCAAAAUCAUCGCCAUAUGAUGUCAAAGCUAAAGAAUUUUUCGCCAAUCUUUGUACAGCUAACCAUUUCAAGCCAGAUUCCGCUGUUUGCAAUCUUUUUAGAUUUGGAUGCAAUGAAACUGGCGAUUCUCAGUAUGGCUACGAAUACUGGCGUAAAGGUGUUCCGUUUUUGUAUUACAAUGGAACACAGAGUGAAAUUGUCGACGAAGACAUCUUUAAGAGCACUUAUCCUCCAAAACGCGAUAUUUCCAUUCAACUUGCUAGAUAUUCACCAGAUGGCGAUUUCCUUGGGUUCAAAGAGCUUACUAUCGACUUUGAACGCUGCAGUAUUAAGAAUUCUAACGCACAAAUUUGGAGAUCUUUUGGAUCUAAUCUUUACAACGAUUGCUACAUCAAUUUAUACGAAGAACUCAACAAAACAUCACAAGAAUUCUACGAGCCAUUCAUUGUUGAUAACACAGUUGAUGGAGAACAAGUUAUUCGCCCAUUACCUGCUUUAGACUUGAAUUACGCUUCAACAACAUCACAAUCAUUGAACAGACAAGACGAAAGAUACCACGUUCUUACACGCCGUUUCUUCCUUGCUGAGAAUUAUACAUCAAAUGAUUACAUUCAGUACUUAACAAACUUCACACUCGUAUUCGAGACACGUAUGAGAAACAAGACAUAUAUGUACGUUCCAUAUGUCGCUGUUGAUUACAUUCAAGUCUUGAAAUCGUCUCUCAAAGAAAGAUCUCCUUCAUUUAAGCCAUUAACCGAAGAAAUCUAUCAGCCACAUUACGAAUUUAAUGUCGAAUAUACAAUGGAUCUUUCAGAUUUCUGGAAUGGCGUUCUUGCAACGAUUAUUGUAUUUUUAUUCUUACUUGUCGUGGCAUUAGUUUGGAGAUUGAUCACUUUCUGCAAACGCCAUAACGCAGAGGGCCUUUCUUCAUAUAUAAUGCUUGGUUCUUUCGCUUAUAUCUUAGAUUACAUAUCAAAUUGGUUCUUUGUUUGCUUCUUCCUUAUUUCCACGUACUACUGGUUCUUCUACAAGCUCCAAUACAGCACUUUCUACUCCUUCCCGUACUCCAAAGAGUUUCCAUAUCUCAUUCCUUUCGUUUGGACAGCAUUUGUGGUCAAAUUCUUUGCUGUACUACUCAGAUUAUGGCAGAUUACCACAACAGACCUCUUCUUCAUCGAUUGGGAAACACCUCAUUCAGAUGAUAAAACUGUUUCUUCAUGGAGAAGGAUCACUGUUGCCAAGGAAUGGCUCAGGGUUACUCUUGUCCACUCAUACAGUAUUCCUUUCACAUUAAUUACCAUUGUUUUCAUACAAAAUGGUUUUAAUGUUGAUUUAAUUUCCCAAGCAAUACCAGAUACGUUGCUUAAAGACGUUGGCUUCUCACCUAUGGUACUCAGAGUUGGCUGGUUGACCUUCCUUUGGGUCAUACUAGGCUUCGUUCAGUGGAUUUGGUGCGAAUUCUUUUAUUGGCAUUUCGGAUCAGAUCCAUUCCUCAACGUUGUCGAUUUAUGUUCAACCUCCAACAUCUCCACAAUGGUUAUCGAGUCCCCGCAACACGGAUACUACGUCCACGGCCGUUGUGUCCAUGCUCAUGCUGAUGAGUCGAUGUUCAGACUGACAACGAACCUCGCGAAGGAAGCUUUGGGAGUUGCUUCAGGUCGUGGCUUGACACCUGAAGACAAAAGCCAAGUUUACGAGGUUUUCUAUGAAAAAUCUUUCCGAUUAAAGUUCAUAGAGGUUUUCUACUCAGUUAUGAACAACACAGGCUCUAAGCUAUUCAAGGUAAAUGCAUCUGAGAUACCACACGCAUGCAUUGACGCGUUUUCGGAAUUGAAUAAGUUAUUCACGAGGUUUUUCGACAUGUCACAGUCAGAACAUCGUGCAGAAGUACAACUAGAAGUACCUAUAACACAGUACGUCUUCGGUUUGUCUCCGAAGAUCGAGGACAGAUCAAUUCUUUCUAAAGAUGACGACAGAGAGUUCAGAAAGACAAUGAUUCACGGAGCACAGUGGUCUCUGUACAUUCUCGCAAUCAUUCUGUUCGUAGGAGUUGACAUGCACACUCACAACUCCAUGAUCGCUGCAUUUGUUGUUUUUAUUGUUGAUUUUCUUAUCACUUUCGUUUUCAAGAUGAGAGCACGCGCUAAAAUCGCUAAGAAUGCACUCAUCGACACUGAUUAUUUGAUGUAA
This is a messenger RNA of Trichomonas vaginalis G3, 2553 nucleotides long. Its product is annotated as Meckel-Gruber Syndrome (MKS)-like protein family. The coding region runs from base 1 to 2553 and encodes 850 amino acids. Gene Ontology annotation, cellular component: ciliary transition zone; MKS complex. The transcript has a single exon. The record is from RefSeq and is a predicted model, not a curated record. Lineage: Eukaryota; Parabasalia; Trichomonadida; Trichomonadidae. Gene Ontology annotation, biological process: cilium assembly.